AUGGCGGGCUCCAGACGCCGGGAGGAGGACGACGAGAGGGACGCCAACGGCGACUUAUCGGAGGGUAGAUCCAGGGAAGCGGACAAGGAAAACGGAGGGGACGCGAAGAAGGAGCGGGAGCGGGAAGCUAGGUCGGAUCGGCACUCGGGGGAAAGGGAGAGGGAGAGCAGAAGAUCUGAGGGGCAGCGUAACAGCAGGCACCGCGAGGAUGAUGGAGACCGGAGACGAGAACGCGAUCGGGAGAGGGACAGGGAGCACCGCAACCGGCGUCAUGGGAAGAAGCGGCACAGCAACGGCCGGCACGAGGAAGAAGACGGCGAGAGCAGCCCUGAAAGAGGUAGCAGGUCGAGGCGUGACAAGGAGCGAGAGAGAGACAGGGACAGGGAUGGCAGUGAUCGGCGCCACCGCGAUAGGAAGGAAGAUAGGGAAGGGAGGAGAAGGGAGGAGGAGGAGGAGGAGGAGGAAGAGAGGCCCAAGGAGGUCUUGCCCCCUCCCCCGCCGCCGCCUCCGCUUCCUGAUGCGGUUGCCAAUGCCGGGCGAAGCGGCGGGGUCUAUAUUCCGCCGUUCAAAAUGGCGCAGCUGAUGAGGGAUGUCCAGGACAAGAGCAGCGAGACGUAUCAGCGACUGAGCUGGGAUGCCCUAAGGAAGAGUAUAAAUGGACUGGUGAACAAGGUUAAUGCUACCAACAUCAAGAACAUCAUCCCGGAGCUUUUCUCAGAGAAUCUUAUCCGCGGGCGUGGACUUUUCUGUCGGUCCUGCAUGAAGUCCCAGAUGGCUUCUCCCGGGUUCACGGAUGUGUUCGCAGCACUUGUAGCCGUCGUCAACACGAAAUUCCCGGAGGUGGGGAAGCUUCUCCUGAGGAGGAUAGUGCUGCAGCUGAAGAGGGCUUACAAGCGCAAUGACAAGGUAAAGUUAAAUGCUCUCUGUUAGCUUAAUGGUGGAAGGGAGGCUAAUAGUUCAAUAAAUCAUCGCGUUAUAUUCUUUUCUUUGCAGCCUCAACUACUUGCAGCGACCAAGUUUAUUGCUCACCUUGUGAACCAGCAAGUAGCACACGAAAUCAUUGCCUUGGAGCUGCUUACUGUGCUUUUGGAGAACCCAACGGAUGAUAGCGUAGAGGUAAUACCUGAUUCAGAUGUGCAAAUGCAAAGCUUCUAACGUUGACUAAUCCUAAUGUUCCUCCUGUAGGUUGCUGUUGGUUUUGUCAAAGAAUGUGGAUCAUUGCUUCAGGAUAUCUCACCUCAGGGUCUUCAUGGUAAGUACACUAUUUCUCCAAUGAAGAUGUUAGAUGAUCGCUAUCAUAAGAACUUUUGUCACUUGGCGCAUUAUUUCAAGCCCAGUAACUCUGAUUUUUCUGAUCAUUCAAAUACGGUCUGAUUUCAAGAGGAGAUGGUCAACCCAAGUUUGUAUUAUAUUCCUCGUCCUUUUCUUUCUGGAAUGGUUAGCCUCCGCAUGAAAGUGGAAACAUAUUUGGCAUGAAAUGGGGAACCCAUUCAAUGGCCUUUUGGAUUAGACGACUCCCUUUUAUAAUGAAACAUUCUAGAUACCCAUGCUUUGAACAUUUAUUUUGCUUGUCCUUCUUUAUUUUGCAUUUUCCCCGCAAUUUUUAACUGCCUUGGAGAUCAUGAAGUAUGAUGCCCAUUAUUCUAUGAAAUGACCACACGAUAUGGUUCCAGUCCUUGCCUGCGUAGAAGCUUUGAAUGUUGGUUUGUGGUGUCCGUAAUCCAUUCAAAUUAUGGUUCCCAGAAGAUCAGUGCAAAUUAUAUGUAUAUAUAUCUAUAUUCAGCGUGUUAGGAUUGAAAGUAUUUGUUGGUUAUUUUCUCCGAAUUUUUCAUCUUAUAAGAGCAAAGUCAUUGUCGGCCAUUGCCAUCUUUUUAAUAGCAAAUGAGCAUCACUGUUUAAAAAACUAAUAUACAUUAGAAAGAAGUAUGUAAAUAGAAAAGAUCUUUUCAGUCAUGCAGCUUAGAUGUGUGAUGCUAUCUAACCUUGUACUUUGCAAAUUGUUAUAAACCCCAAGCAUUUAUUUCUUGAUUAUGUUUUUGCAUGAAAGCUUAUGAUUUGCAUGCUUUGUAUGGCGUUGGAAACUUUGAAUUUUUCACACGUGUUGGGGUAGUUCAUAUUUGAGGCAACAUCCUUCCCAUCCAUUUUGAUCUACCAUUUACAAUCUUCGUGGAGCUCAUUGUAAUCUACCAGAAAAUGAGCUCUACUAACUUUCUACUAGUGUAGAAAAUUUAACUGUCACAAGUUCAUGCCUUUUGAGGUUUGAAUUGAAAUUGGAGUUAAGGCCGUGGGGAAAAAAAAACAGUUUAAAGUGGUAUUUUCCCAGGGCCAUGUGCCUGUGAUUAAUCGGAGCAGAAUUAAUUAAUUAAUUAAUUUUAUUUGGUUAACUGUGGUUGAAGAAUGACAGAGUCCUGUAUUGUCUUUCAUUCCACGAUCCUUUGGGAAGAGUACUAAUGCGGUUUGGAUGGAUUACUGGUCGAUGCUUUCUAGCCAUUCAGAGUUGCCAAACUCUGAACUUCAUUGGAAGACGAAAUUUAUUUGGUUUCUCUUGUGGGUUUAGUGUUUAGAAUCGGCCCGGAUCUACAUAUUUUGUUCUGAGGUUUCAUAGAAUAGAAUAGGUUUGCCAAGCAACCUUGAUGCAUGCAGACGUUUAUAUGUAUAAUAUGAAAUUUGUGUCGCCAAACCCUAAAACCCUAAACCCAUUUGUGUCACCAUAUCUAAAAUCAUUGAUUGUUAGAUCAUAUUUUCCUGCUCUUGUGAUUGCAUCGUUCUUACCAAAAUUUUGCAGGAAUUUUUGAGCGAUUUCGUGGUAUUCUCCACGAAGGAGAGAUCGAUAAGCGCGUUCAGUUCUUGAUCGAAGGCCUCUUUGCCAUAAGGAAGGCCAAGUUCCAGGUACUGUGGCACAUAUUCUGAGAAGCACUGGGCUCCUCCUUGGGAUUAUCGUGGUAACCAGGCUUUCCUGUGGCUCCGUUCAUAGGGAUUCCCUGCUGUGCGCCCAGAGCUAGAUCUCGUGGAGCUGGAAGACCAGUUCACCCAUGAAGUCUCACUUGAAGACGAGGUCGACCCAGAGACCGGCCUAGGUUUGCCUCUGAUCACUAGUUCCACCUACCUCCGUGGCCAUGGCUUCUUGAAAGGUUGAGCAUGAGAUGGGCUCACUCUUUUGCGGGGACCCUCCUCAGAUAUCUUCAAGCGGAACCCAAAGUUUGUGGAGGAUGAGAAGGCGUACGAGGAUCUGAAGAAGAGCAUCCUCGGGGACGACGAGAGCUCCGCAGAGGAGGAAGAGUCUGAUGCGGGCGGCUCCGACGAGGAGGACGAGUCCGAGGAGGAAGACGAGGAGAUGAUGAAGAUCAAGGACGAGACUGAGACGAAUCUCGUGAACCUGCGGCGGACGAUCUACCUCACCAUCAUGUCCAGCGUCGAUUUCGAGGAGGCCGGGCACAAGCUGCUCAAAAUCAAGCUCGAACCCGGCCAGGAGGUGAGCGAGAUCUACCGAUUUGCUUAUAAUUUCCUGGAGUUCUUCUUCUGUGGUGGGUCGACUGAUCUGGUUGCGGCGGUGGCGGGGGCGGGGGCGGCAGAUGGAGCUGUGCAUAAUGCUGCUGGAGUGCUGCAGCCAGGAGAGGACGUACCUGCGGUACUACGGGCUGCUGGGGCAGAGGUUCUGCAUGAUCAACAAGGUGCACCAGGAGAACUUUGAGAAGUGCUUCGUGCAGCAAUACUCGAUGAUUCACCGGCUGGAGACGAACAAGCUGCGGAACGUCGCCAAGUUCUUCGCCCACCUCCUCGGCACCGACGCCCUCCCCUGGCACGUCCUCGCCUACAUCCGCCUCACCGAGGAGGACACCACCUCCUCCUCCCGAAUCUUCAUCAAGAUCCUCUUCCAGGUCCUCUCUCUCUCUACCCACAUCAUUCUCUCUAUAUACACAUCUUUAUCUCUCUACCCACUUCAUUCUCUCUAUAAACACAUCUUUAUCUCUGUACCCACAUCGUUCUCUCUAUAUACACAUCUUUAUCUCUCUACCCACAUCAUUCUCUCUAUAUACACAUCUUUAUCUCUCUACCCACAUGAUUCUCUCUCUCUCUCUCGCUACAUAUAUCUAUAUUUCUCUACCCACAUCAUUCUCUCUCUCUCUCUCUCUCUCUCUCUCUCUCUCUCUCUCUCUCUCCGUAUAUCUAUAUCUCUCUAUCCACAUCAUUCUCUCUGUCACUCUCUAUAUAUAUCAUUCUCUCUCUACUCACACCAUUAUCUCUCUCUCUCUCUCUCUCUUGAUAUAUAUGUAUAUAUACUCACAGAAUCUUUAAAUGUCAAAAUGGGUGCAGGAGCUAUCGGAGCACCUGGGGAUCCGGCUGUUGAACGAGCGGCUGAGCGAGCCGACGAUGCAGGACUCGUUCGAGUCCAUCUUCCCGAGGGACAACCCGAAGAACACGCGCUUCGCCAUCAACUUCUUCACCUCCAUCGGCCUCGGCGGCAUCACCGAGAACCUCCGCGAGUACCUCAAGAACAUGCCCCGCCUCAUCAUGCAGCAGCACCAGAACAACCCCCCCUCCGAUUCCGCCUCCGAUUCCGGUUCCGACUCCGACUCCGACUCCGACUCGGGCUCCUCCUCUUCCUCCUCCUCCUCCGACUCCGAUUCCAAGACCCGGACCAAGCGCAGGAAGAGGGGCUGA
Molecule: messenger RNA, 4662 nt
Organism: Spirodela intermedia
Lineage: Eukaryota; Viridiplantae; Streptophyta; Magnoliopsida; Alismatales; Araceae
Source: the annotation of a GenBank genome assembly